This is a messenger RNA of Macrosiphum euphorbiae (potato aphid), 435 nucleotides long. The record is from the annotation of a GenBank genome assembly. NCBI's taxonomy places the organism in Eukaryota, Metazoa, Arthropoda, Insecta, Hemiptera, Aphididae.
AUGAAUUUGUUGUUUUUGUUGCUGGUCGUUUGCAUAGCUAUGGUAGCAUACGGGAGAGAUUCGAGACGAACUUCGACCAAGAGUCAACUGCAAAUAUCACCCACAAAUAUUCAAAUGGAUUCUGAAGGUAAAGACCGUAUCAAUGAUAAUUAUAUAUUAUACUCACGAAAAAACGGUGCUGCGAAAACCGCUUACAAAGCUGUGAAUAAAAGAUGGACACGGGACAUUUCUAUGCAGAAAGUCGAGGAAAUUUUGCAGGAACCCAAUAAGAUGAAGGAGAUUGGCUUAAACAUUCUAAAUUGUAUCUUAAAUAAUAACAUUCUACAGAAAUUCUACCAAAUGCGUCUUUUGAUAAGACCCAAGUCGAAGCAGUGCCCAACAGGAAUGGUUCGAAACAGUAGAGGUGAAUGCGUUUUUAAGUUUGAUGACGUUUGA